GGGCGCCCUGGAGAAGAAGCAAACCCGGGGUAAAAGGGUACACCGAUCACUUUCUCAGCACCUCACGGCCGCAAAUGGAAGCGCACGUAGCUGCGAGUGAUACCGCCGUGAUCGCGAAGUUGCGCUGCGUUGCUACAUACCAAUCUCGUUGGGGUCGGUUCAAUUUUAACGGAGCGCCAAGCGCCUCAAGCCGCCAGAGAGCCGCGGCGGGACCGGCGGCCCGCCUGCCUGCCAGCGGCGGCCCGGGCGGGCGGCGCGCUGGCUGCCAGCUCGGCGCGCGGCGGCCGCUCGCGGCCCACAGAGCAUGCGCAUUUGCCUGCUUCCCCCACUCUCGCCCCACCGCGCCGCGCCGCGCCGCGCCGCGCCGCGCCCAUCCCGUCCCUCAUGCUCGGACCACAACAAUCUUCAAUGUCGGUUGUGUUUUCUGUAAAUUAGCUCGUAUUUUAAUCCUUCUGCGAAUGGUCCUGCUUCAAAAAUGGGGAGAGUUGCGUCUAGGAAAAAGCUUUCGAGAAGGAAAGGUGAUACGUAUAGGACGCCUAAAACGUCCAAAAUAAAUUCUGAGGAAUCUCAACAUGUUGUACCAGACUCGUCACCAUCAGCAGACCUGCUACAUGAUUCUGAGCCAGUAUUUGAGUCAAUUGAAGAUGAACAGGCCAGUGAGAACAAACCUCCCAAUAUCUCCAUUGACAAUUCAAAAAAGGAGGUGUGCUUUGAGUCAGUAAAAAUAGAUCAUGUUUAUGCUUCUCCAAUUGGAUCCAAGCCCAAAUUUGAAGGCAGAGCAUCUGUUCCUGAACCUGCUGUCCUAAAUGAAGAGCUUUUGUUAGAGAUCAAGCACAAAAUUGAAUUGUUUUUGCCACACCGAUGGCUGUGUCUUCAAGCAGAUAAUGACAAUGUAAUUAGAGUAGUAUUGAUUUCUGCUCAGAAUAAUGUGUCCAUUCAGCGUAGUUUAGAAUUUACUCAUAAUGGUGACGUGAAUUUCUUUGUUCAUUGUAACCCCUUGAGCAUUGAUCCGUACUUAACUGGCACCUUACCACCUUUACCGUUGGAUGGCAGUACUGUGGAUUACUUUGUAGAUCGAGUUAUAACCAUUGUGAAUAAUGUUCGUAAAAUGGAAAUUUGUCCUGGAUAUGAUGAUGAGAAAUACCAGGUGGCUUGGCCUACUUGCCCCUAUGGUGAGAAAGAUAGUAACCCUUAUAGAGAGUGUAGAUACUCAGAAACUUUUAGGUCUCAUGCCUGUCUUAGACUAGUUAGUAACAAAAAGUGGCGUUGCUCAGAGUGUUCUAAGCUAGGUAAACCGCUGAAGAGGAGGACUGCAGCAGCUGCUAUGGAAACCCGUAAGGCCAACACUGCCAACAAAUUUCUGACUGAAAGUCAAAUGUUAAACAAGUUACAAGAACAGCGACAAGAGCUUGAAAAGGCAAGGAAAAGGAUUGGUCGUCUUCACUCUAAAAUGGAAGUUUUGAUCAAGAAAGAAGGCGUUAAAGUGGAACAAUCAAUGUCAGAUGCACUUAGUGAAAUAUUGAAUGAUAGUAAAAUGACUCCAGCUCAGUCUAUAUUCAUGCAGCAGCAAAUUAAAGCUUCUCAAGUAGAAAAGUCUUCCAGCAUGAGAUGGCAUCCAACUAUGUUGAGAUUAGCACUGGCUAUCCAUUUAACAUCACCUUCAGCCUAUGAACUACUUCGUGACACGGGAAUGGUGAAACUUCCCUCAUCCCGUACAUUAUUUGAAUAUUCUCAUGCCAACCGCAUCAAAGAGGGCAUUGAUGCUGUAGUUAUUGAGAAAUUAUCUGCUAGAGUGACAAAGUUAUGUGAAGAAAUUAAUCCUACCACAAAAUUACCAGAGAAGCACAAAAAAUAUCACAUUUUGAUGGCUGAUGAAAUGUAUAUUUCACAAAAUCUGGUCUUCCAAAAAUUUUCUGGUAAAUUAUUGGGCUUUACCUCCUUGGAUGACAUUGAUUCUGAAAUCAGGAACCUGGAAGGUCACCUGGACAACCCUGAAAAAGAGUUGGACCCAGUGAUGGCCUCCAAAAUAAUGGUGUACAUGGUCAAAGGUGUCAGUAAUGGUCAGAAGGAAGUUGUUGCUACUUAUGCCUCUGCUAACUUGUCAGCCACACAAAUGUAUGCAUGGACAUGGAAAGUAAUAGGAGCGCUGGAAAGAAGUGGUAUUGCUGUUGUUGCUUUUGUGUGCGAUGGAUCUUCUACUAACAGAGCAUUUAUUAAAAAACAUAAGGCAUGUGAUACAGAUCAAGAUCCAAAUGAUAUUGUUUAUUGUACUUGGAACAAGUGUGCAAGAGGAAGAAAACUAUUUUUCAUUUCUGAUGUGCCCCAUUUGCUCAAGACCAUCAGGAACUGUAUGUUGAAUUCAAGAUGGGACAAGUUGAAAAGCCGGAGAAGGAUGGUGAAAAAUGGGAAGAGAAUUAGUUGGGAUUUUACUAUAUAACCUAAAGCAGGGCAAAACUCUAAGAAAAUCAUACAAGCUUAAUGCUAUGAAUGUUUACCCUGACAGUUAUGCACGUAUGAAGGUCAAGUUUGCCGCAGAAGUUCUCAGUAAAACAGUGU
This is a messenger RNA of Frankliniella occidentalis (western flower thrips), 2556 nucleotides long. RefSeq lists its product as uncharacterized. The coding region runs from base 476 to 2437 and encodes 653 amino acids. NCBI's taxonomy places the organism in Eukaryota, Metazoa, Arthropoda, Insecta, Thysanoptera, Thripidae. The transcript is spliced from 4 exons. The record is from RefSeq and is a predicted model, not a curated record.